AUGGCAACGUCAAAAGAACCACAUGAUUCAUUUGGAGGAUUGAAGAUAGGCAAUAAAGAUACUAUCAAUAUUAGCUUAUUUUGUGAAUUAUGUAAAUUGUUAUUACUUGAUCCAAUACAACUCUUAUGUUGUGGUACUCGUUUAUGUCGAUGGUGUUCAAAGAAGGGCUUACUAGAUAGUAAACCAUUUAUCUGUUCAUUUUGUCAUACAAAACAAGAACAAAAACAAGCACAUGCUGAUCGAGGAGCUGAACGAGAACUAAAUAUGAUUAAAAUUGACUGUUAUUCAUGUUCUUGGAAUGGAUUAUAUAAUGAUUAUAAAGAACACUUAGGACAACAACAUGCAUACUUACAAUGUAGUGAUUGUUGUGAACAUUUUUUCUCAAUAAAUUUAUAUGAAGAACAUCGACAAGAGAUUUGUGAAUAUCGAUCUAUAUUAUGCGAGUUGCCUGGUUGUAUGGGUCUCAUAAAAUGGACUAACAUAGGAACACACUACUUAUGUGAUACACAUCAGAAAAUGUUACUUGAAGUUAUUAUUCAAUAUAUUUUUAAGCACAAACGUUUACCUAAUAAAUCCAAUUGUUCAGCAACUAUAACUAGCGUUGUUAGUGAUAUGAAACAAGAAUUGAUUACUGUUCAAGAAAACGUUAAUAUUCUUUUACCAGAAGUGGAAUGUUCUUUGAACAAUUGCACACGAUUGAAGUCUGAACAUGAUCAAAUAAAAACAACAUGUGAUAAUUUAAUUCAACAAAAAAAUACAGUAGGAAAAAUGAUCAAAGAUGAUAAUGAAAAAGUUAAUAAGUGUAUACAAGAGCAAAACGAUAUGGAAAAACAAAUAGAUGAUACUAAGAAAUUACAACUCUAUACUAAAACUUUGUCAUUAGAUACUGAUAGUACAAUGACAUUUUCUUUUAUUAAGCAUCCUCAUGAAAUAAAUUUACCGUUUUCAAUAUAUUCAUCACAAUUUAAAACAUCAAUAUUUGGAUAUAAUUUUAUGCUUCGUAUAUGUUCAACUAUUAUAUCUGGAAAUGAAAAUCAAGAAUAUUUAUCAAUUUACAUAAAAUUACUUCGGGGAGAAUUUGAUCAAAUCCUUUUAUAUCCAUUUCCUUAUAAUAUAUAUUUAUGUUUAUGUGAUCAAUCAAAACAAAAGAAACAUAUUGUAUCAAUGAUUAAACCUGAUGCAAAUCUAUUAUCAUUUGUUCGUCCAACAAGCGAGAAGAAUAAUGAAGUUGGUAUAAUUAAAUAUUGUCCAUUGAAACUUCUUAAAGAUGCCAAAAGUAAUUAUCUAAAAGAUGGUAUCUUUUUCAUUCGAAUAUUUAUUGAUUU
Messenger RNA from Rotaria sordida, 1325 nucleotides. The record is from the annotation of a GenBank genome assembly. NCBI's taxonomy places the organism in Eukaryota, Metazoa, Rotifera, Eurotatoria, Philodinida, Philodinidae.